Messenger RNA from Zychaea mexicana, 1354 nucleotides. RefSeq lists its product as uncharacterized. The record is from RefSeq and is a predicted model, not a curated record. Lineage: Eukaryota; Fungi; Mucoromycota; Mucoromycetes; Mucorales; Lichtheimiaceae. The transcript is spliced from 3 exons. Bases 259 to 1164 code for a protein of 301 amino acids.
AUCGUGCAGGACGACACAAACACCGAGCGAGGCCCAGGACAAGUGUGUGUCUCUCUUCCUUUGAAUGGAGGGUGGCCUCCUUUUUUCUUUUUUUAUUUAAUUUUUGUUUUUCUUGUUGUUGUUGUUGUCGUUGUCGUCGCCAAGUGUAACCUUCUCUCUCUCUCUCUCUCUCUCUUUUUCUGGGCCCCUUCCUUUCUUUUCUUUCUUUUUACUUUCUCUGCUUGGCUUUGUGCGAUCCAACCUCUUCGUUCACAAUCAAUGAAUGACCCCAAUUACACUACGCGUGACCAGAAACGGAACAGACGGAUAUCAAACUCACAGCACCAGCAACAACAACAGAACCAGCACCCGUCGUCGCGUGGUGACGGUCGAAGAAGGGUAGCAACAGCAACAGGAUCAGAAACCACGAAAGCGAACCGACCUCGUUCGGGGUCUUGGGGUGUCCAAGAACUGUACUAUUAUAUGAACAAUGCUGCCGGCGUCGACAACAACGGCGACGUCUCGAGACUUCAACAGCAACAUCCCCAGGGCAAACCUAAAUCACGGUUCUUAUCCAAACUAAAGAUGCAGCGAGCAGCAGCAGCAGCAACAGCAACAAACACGGCACCAGCGUCAGAAUAUAUGUCGGCGUCGUCUUCUGUCAUGACGCUCGCACCGUCCAACACUGUCAACAACGCUGUACCACCCUCUGAGUCACUGAGCGGAAACAAUAAGCAAAAACGGCGCCCGCCGCUUCCGUUGGAGAUGGUGCAGCCCGAUCAGACAGUAUGCUCCACACCGCAUCCGUCUUUGGCUCGAUACGACCAAGAAAAGCCACUGCCAGCAGUGAUAGAAGCACCCUUGUUUGCCAUGACGCCCACAACCAACAGCAGCAGCUCCAAUGCAACACCGUCAGCAUCAAAGAACCACCACACCAUCAAUAGUAGCAGCAGUAACAAUAAAAAGAGGACAACUAUUAAAAGUAUCGGCCGGUUUUUCCGCGCACUGGGCAAGAACCAGUCCUUGGAACAGCAACAGUCAUCUGCCACUACCACUUCAACAACAGCUGCCUACGGCAUAGACAAUCAAUUAUACCAGCAGCAGCAUCUUGCUUCCGUCACCAUCGAUCCCGUUACUGCCACACCACCAUUUCCGAGACGAUCCAGAUCCAUUGACAGUAUGUAACUCGGUAGUAAUGAGAUGAGAGAAAGGGCUUAUCCCGGACUGAUUUGAUCAAUUUAGCUAUACCCGGCAUAUUGGAAGAAUCGUCCAAAGAUAUUGCAUUGAAAAACAACAAACAUGAAUCCCCAGUGGCUCAUCGACAACUCCCACGCAAAUAUUCCACACUCAACUGCUUAGAGUCGAAACAACAACA